UGCGCGGGCAUUUUUUAGACUCGUGCCUGGGAUAGUGUUAGGCAAAAUCGAUCUGAUCGAUUCAAUGUCUGUUACGGUUUACGGCAGCCGUGAUGAGUUAGCACAAGUCUGCAGAGUCUGCUGAAAUACCCUGAAUAGAGACAUUUAAGACUCAGGGGUUGACAUGGAAGACUCCAUUGAGAUAAUCCUUCAGGACCGUAGCUCUAAGUUUUUCCAUCGUGUCCAAGACAAGAGGGCCUUUACCUGGGUGACAGGAGCUGUCUUCUGUGGUUUCUAUGGACUCUGGGCCAUGUUCUGUAUGCCUGGCUUUUUCAAGGUCCCCUUCAGGCUAAAGGUGCCGUUCUUGCCUUCGCCAAAGGAACAAGUCUCAAAUGUCAUGAACCUCCUCGAGGGACGUAAAGGCCUUCUGGCUGAUCUGGGAUCAGGCGAUGGGAGACUGGUGUUUGCAGCUUCCUUGGCAGGAUUCAAGUGUACUGGAUUUGAGAUAAACUCAAUGCUAUUGGCUUACUCACGCGGCAGAGCCUGGUGGAGGGGAAUACCACACGCUGAUGUCAGAUUUGUCAACCAGGAUUUCUGGAAGACGGAUUUGUCGAGAUACAGAAAUGUGACUGUGUUUUUGGCCCCUGCUGUGAUGGAGGUGCUGGAGGAGAAACUCCAGAAGGAGCUUCCUGAGGAUGCCAGAGUGGUUGUGUGCCGUUUCCCUUUCCCCCGCUGGCCUCCCACCAGCACGAGGGGCGCGGGUUUGGAGCAAGUCUGGGCCUAUGACAUGCGCACUGUCCGUGAGUCAACCAGCACUUCACGAAUCGGCACAUGCCACAUGUCUAAACUAGCCUGACCUUUCUCUGCAGUCUUCUAUUACCACACACCCUGUCGAAAAGUCGUACCUGUUAUAGCACUUCCUUUCCUCUGUGGUAUAUUUGAAA
Chanos chanos (milkfish) is the source of this 923-nucleotide messenger RNA. RefSeq names its product ATP synthase subunit C lysine N-methyltransferase-like. Gene Ontology annotation, molecular function: protein-lysine N-methyltransferase activity. The record is from RefSeq and is a predicted model, not a curated record. Bases 164 to 835 code for a protein of 223 amino acids. Gene Ontology annotation, cellular component: mitochondrion. The transcript is spliced from 6 exons. Gene Ontology annotation, biological process: positive regulation of proton-transporting ATP synthase activity, rotational mechanism; regulation of mitochondrial ATP synthesis coupled proton transport; peptidyl-lysine trimethylation. NCBI's taxonomy places the organism in Eukaryota, Metazoa, Chordata, Actinopteri, Gonorynchiformes, Chanidae.